UCGCCGACGCGAGUCGCCGGUGUUCAAUAGUUUCACGACGAGGAUCAAAUUUAUCGGACAGUGAGGGACUUUCGAGGGACUGGAUACAUUCGCGUGAUCGACGAUAAGAUAUUGGCGCGAGCGAAAGUGAAAUUUGAGUUUUUCUUCUUUGUUUUUGUUUUGGUGGAAUUUUUCACUCGUGUGAUAAUUGGUGGGAGGUGUCGCGUGGGGUAUUAAUCAUGUGAGUAAAUGGCCGUGAUAAUUGACGGCCACUGUUGGAGAAACCUACUAUGGGCAUCUGCCUUGACACUGAUCAUCAUAAUGAAUCGCAGGUGUUCGAGGACGGGGAUGCUCGAAGUAUCGGAAGGUGGCGAGGUGAAGCAGGCUUACUGUCAACACCACCGGCUGGUGUAUUUCCAAUGCAGAACGUUGGCCCAGUCAAGUUUGAACCACCCAAUGUUCCUGUCAUUUUUGUCCUCGGCGGCCCUGGCAGCGGUAAGGUGACACAUUGUGACAAUCUAAUGCAAGAGGAAAAUGGGAUGACGCACAUAAAUAUGACAGACCUCCUGCAGCAAUACGCCCUCGGCAAUGACAUGCAGGACUUUGGUCUCUUGAGUAGCAAAACAGUGGCUGAAGUCCUCAUGCUGGAGAUGAAGAUGUCACCGGGGGCUAGGACAUUUUUGGUCAGCGGCUAUCCCAGGAAUAUGAGAGAUGUCGUUGAAUAUUCGGAAAAGAUUCAAAUAAUCAAUGGCGUUAUCCUGGUAUCCUGGAGACAAGAAGUCUUAGAACGACAGAUUGACUAUGGAGCCCAACUAGGUCACGUGAUCCUGAGUCUCGCGCGAAUGGAACUCCGAAAUUUUUAUCGAAAUGUCAUGCCUGUUGCUGAGUAUUUCGAUCGGAGUGGUAUUCUCCUGGAGGUCAAUGGAGAACGAAAUCCUAGUGAAGUCUAUGUUGACUUUCGAGAAGCGGUUGUGAGAAUUUUGGGAUUGUCGGAGAAUGGUGCCUUUGAUAGAUCAUUACCGCAGUCGCUGGAAACUGAAGUGGAGGUGGUGCAGCCGGACGUGACGUCCAAUCCUCAAUCUGCCACUCAGAUAACUUCACCACCCCUUCCGAUCCGCCCGAUUCCCGCCAAAACCGCCAACAAGCCAAGAAAAGGUCUGCCGAGCUUCAUCUGGGUGAUAGGUGGACCGGGGAGCAACAAAUCCCACCUCUGCACACAAGCUAUCCGUAACAUGCCCAACUGGGUGCACGUUGACAUCGGUGGUUUAUUGAGGACCAUGGCAACAUCGAAUCCCGUGAUAAACGAUGCAAUCGUCGAUGGGGAAAUGGUCUCCCAGGAUAUCAUCAUGCAGCUGGUAGAGCAGCAAGUACUACUCAAUCGGGAUAAUGAUGGCAUUGUAAUCGAUGGCUUCCCCAGGGAUUUGUCGCAAAUGCAGGAGUUUGAAAGCAAGUUCGGACAAGAGCCACCACUGAUUCUACUAGACUGCUCGAAACUUCAAUUAGGCCGUGGAAAACUUGACGACAGCGUCCCAGCAUUUCGGAAAAGAUUGGAAAUAUUCAGGGAAGUUACGCUGCCGAUGUUGAAGACAUUGGAUAAUGACAAUCGUCUGAGAACGAUCGACGGUGAUACAGAUGUACCCUCGGUCCAACAAGAAUUUGCAGCAGCAAUCUAUGAACUGAUGCGUCAAGCCCGACGCAAAGAAGACGCCAGCCAUUCAGCGAAUGAUGAUGAUCACCCAAACUUAGGAGCCCCCGGUAACAUCAACGGGGGCCUGCGAGAUGUGCGCUUACCUAACGGAAUGUCGAAGAAUAUCAUCCCAAAUGGCAUCAGUUCGCUUAAUCAUUAUCCGAUCAACAGGAAAAAGAAAAUCGAAGCGAUUAAACUACCCAACGGAUUUGCCCAUCAUGGAUCGAAAAAUGGGGUCAGUGUAAAAGUCCGUGAAGCUGUCACAGAGGGUGCAAGAAUAGCCAAUGGUAUCAUGCGAAAUGGUGCUCCGCAAAAUAGCAAUCAUGUACAUAUGAAUGGUGCAGCGAAUGGUGCACAACAUUAUCUACAAAACGGCGUUGGUUAUUUGUCUAAUGGAGUUCCUCCGGGUGUCAACAGGGUUGCGCCUGCGCCAAUCACUAACCCCAAAGACUCCAUUAGGAAAAUGUAUAAUGAAGUUGAUGGAUAUCACGAAGAUCUUCACAUAUAGACUAUGGAUCGAGUGCAAGUGAACUCAGUAUUAUAGAGGGAUUAAAGUUAUUGAGGAGACCCUAGUAACUUUUUCUUACUGAAAAAUGUAAUUUCCAUAGGGGACAGCGAAAAAAAAGCAAGAUAAUAAGAGUGACUAAAUAAUCAGGAAGAAUAUCGAAGAAAUAUUGGCCAUCUAGUAGGAUUUCCUCCCAUGAAUAGAGGAAAUUUUAGUGCAGUAUAUGAUUGGAAAAUGAGGGCACAUGUUUAUUAGAGAAGAACUAAUGAAGAACUGCUCAUUAUCUUUAACUAUAACAAUCAACAUUUGUAGUUAAACUAUUAGAGAAGAUAAUCAUUGUGCAAAUAUGAUAGUAUUUUUCCAGUGUCUAGUGGGAGAAAAAGGAAUGAUUAUGGUGAGAGUGAAAAACUCAAGGAAUACUGUUAUACGAAUUCAUAAAUAAUCAUAUUUUUCCAUACACAACGUGGAAGUAGUGUAUUUGAUUCCAAAAACGGCGAUACCAGGAGCAAUUCCGCUGGCGGAUUUGAUAUAAAAACCAAUUGUUGAAUUUGAAAAUGAAAAAGUCAUUGAGUGAUAUCCGCGAAUAUUAUCGUUGGUGGAAAUAAUGAGUGCCUUUAAUGAUUACGAGUAAGAUUACGGAAUAUUCGAACGAAUUUCUACGAUUUUUACAAUUAUCUGAUUUCAACCUACGUGUAUCCGAAAAAUAUGUAUAUUUUUAUUUGAGAUCACCACGUUCUGAGCAAUCAAUGUAGUGAUCGUUUAGAUUGUCAAGUGGAAAAAUUAUACGUGUGGCCGUUCACAUGAAAAGGACCCGCUUUGUCGAUAUGGAGUUAUGUAUAUUCUGAAAAAUUCGAUCGCUAGAGAGAAUGAAAAGCCAAAUUAAUACGGAAAUUGGGAAACCAGUCUCAACAAAGUGGACUUUUUCCACGCGGACGUCCACUAAGUUAAAGUUAUCUAGGAGAGGUGGAGCAAAGUGGAACAAUAUUCUUUAUAUGUUAAGUCAACAUUAAACCCGGUAAUCGAUCAUUUCUUAUGCAACCGUUGAAUAAUUGAUGAAGUAUUUUAAUAUUGUAUGUAAAUGUUUAUA
Diachasma alloeum is the source of this 3258-nucleotide messenger RNA. RefSeq names its product adenylate kinase isoenzyme 5. The transcript has 11 exons. Gene Ontology annotation, molecular function: ATP binding; UMP kinase activity. Gene Ontology annotation, cellular component: nucleus; cytoplasm. Lineage: Eukaryota; Metazoa; Arthropoda; Insecta; Hymenoptera; Braconidae. Gene Ontology annotation, biological process: UDP biosynthetic process; CDP biosynthetic process. Bases 270 to 2174 code for a protein of 634 amino acids. The record is from RefSeq and is a predicted model, not a curated record.